Molecule: messenger RNA, 294 nt
Organism: Uncinocarpus reesii 1704
Lineage: Eukaryota; Fungi; Ascomycota; Eurotiomycetes; Onygenales; Onygenaceae
Exons: 2
Coding region: 1-294 (97 amino acids)
Source: RefSeq, a predicted model, not a curated record
AUGUCUUACCGUUGUUUAGUAACUGUUAGUUUGAUGGUGAGUCCACUCGCCCACAAGCGCCCAGCUAUUAAACCCGUCGAUUAUUUUUGCUAUCCUUCGCCCAUGCCGAGUCGCGCAUCUUCGAGUCCGAUUCUGUGGUGCUAUUCUGAACAUCCGACAGCAGCGCAGAAUGACGCCCUUGCAAUCGGAGGCAAUUCCACCCUCGUCGAGGCAUAUGUCCGGACCACAACUUCAGAUUCCUUAAUAUAUGAAGCCACACUGAAUUUAAGCGCCUGUUACCUAUUAUCCACGUAG